Molecule: messenger RNA, 480 nt
Organism: Mucor mucedo
Lineage: Eukaryota; Fungi; Mucoromycota; Mucoromycetes; Mucorales; Mucoraceae
Exons: 2
Coding region: 1-480 (159 amino acids)
Source: RefSeq, a predicted model, not a curated record
AUGAGACUCACGGAUAUUCCUGCAUUUUUCACCGCUACACCGAAAACCGCUCCUACACCAGCAAUUGCUAUUUCGUCGGUGCCCGCAUUCAAUAAUACUAUUGCAGGUAAAGCGACACUAUCUUUACAACAAAGAUGGGCAGAACUUGAAUUGAAAUCCUCAGUUGAUUCCGAGAUACCACCAUUGAUCCGUGAUAGCUACAAGAACUGCAUGGUCUACCAGAUAUUGCUCGAUGGGUGUAAGACGACCGUAAUUUAUCGAACGCAAACCUCCUUUUGCAUGGCUACCUUUCGGAGGAGAUCACACUGUAUGAUAAUGUUACUUCUGUCCUGCAUAAAAUCACUUCUUUUUCUGUUGCAAAAAGCCAUUUGUCAAAAUAAAGUGAGACAUCACGAUGAACACUUGGCGGAUGAAGAAAAGUACAAGACGUAUUGUGAUAUUGUAAGACUUCCUGCUGCAGUAUCAGCCAAUAGACACUAG